UGACUGCCAGUCAGCGAGACGAAUACUAGUCUUCGCAGUCCGUUCCGCUGAUUGCGCUGCUGCUAUAAUUGGUGUUCCAAGCAAGCGAAAAAAGGGUGUGUUCUUGAAGUGGGGGAUAUUAGGGUUUCAGUGGUGGCUGUUCGUUCGGCCUCGUGUGAGUAGAGUCUUUUGCCUUGCCGCUACUUGAUUUACGAUACGCUUUAUUCGCCAUACCCUAUUUCGCGAACCCUUUUUCGCCGCCCUGUUUCGUCUGCGUCAGCGUUCUUGCGAGCGCUGCCACAACCAUGCCGCCACGUGGCAAGCCCAGAAGCACCACCCGGCCUCUUCCGCUUAGCCAAUCGCGUCGCAAGGUCCAGGCAUCGCUGUCGCGAUACCUGUCGCAGGAACCGAUAACCUCUUCGCAGCAGGCCUCUCUCAGUCCGUCGCAGACGUCACCAUCUCAGCCGUCCGUUCAGUUCAGAUCUGAAGCGCGCCGAGUGAGUGGUGCAACAGCAGCAGUGCCGUCGUCAGUAAAAACUAGCCACGGUUGUGCUACUAAAGAAUUUGUGACUAUACGAGACGUGACUGAUGAGGGAGCAGUGGGUGGAAUUGCAGCAGGAGGAAUGACUUUAAGAGGUGUGACUUUAAGAGGUGUGACUUUAGGAGGUGCGACCGAGGUGAUUGAGCUUGAUCUGGUGCAGAGUCAGGAUGACGUGGCCAAAGUGACUGAGCCGCCACGUCAGCAGGACCCACCGAAAGCGAGGCCGUCAAUGGGACCCCACAGGCCUCGUUUGUCGUUAUCUGUACAGCAGCGGAUUUCGUCGAGCUGGCAGCGGAAAGGACAAGCAGAGCCAGUGGCAGAGACACGUGGAGGAGGGGGAGGGGGAGGGGGAGGGGGAGGGGGAGGGGGAGGUGGAGCAAGUGGGGGAGGCUGCAGAGGAGCAGGAGGAGGGUGUGCAGGAGAGAGAGGGGGUGUUGGAGAGAGAGGGGGUGUUGGAGAGAGAGGGGGUGUUGGAGAGAGAGGGGGUGUUGGAGAGAGAGGGGGUGUUGGAGAGAGAGGGGGUGUUGGAGAGAGAGGGGGUGUUGGAGAGAGAGGGGGUGCGGGGAGUGGUUGGGGAGCGACGGGAGAAGAGGGGGGCAGUUUGAAUGAGAGGGCGUGGAGGAGUGUCACUGGGAGUGAGGACGUUGGGGGUGCGAGAGGGCUUGAUGUGACGGCGAUGGGUAGUGGCAGUAGAGUGGGGCUAGGGAGUGGCCUGGCGUUUCAUCCCACUGCGUGGCGGUGCGGGAUACCGGCUGUGGUGAGGCGGAGGAGGAUAAAGACCAUUGCUGAUUGGUCGGACGAUGAUGAGAAUGAUUGUGUUGACAAGAGGGGUGAUGGUGUAUCUGGCAAGCAUGGGAAGAAAUUAGACAGCGCUGAUUGGCUGGUGGAUGACGAUAGAACGGACGAUGCGAGGAAGGAGGGGGAUGCUGAUUGGCUGGAUGAGGAGGAGGAAGAGGAGGAAGAGGAGGAAGAACAGGAGAGGAGCAGGCUUGGGGGGCGAAGGAGGCAGAAGCUGGGAGAGAGGACGGGGAGGAGUAAGCGGAGGCGUGUGCUGGUGGGGAGAGAUGAGGAGGAGGACGAGGAGGAGGGGGAGAAGGAGGAGGAGGAGAAGGAAGAGCAGAGAAGGGGUAGGAUGGGAGGACUGGAAGGGAUUGAAGGGAAGGAGGCGCCGGGAGGGGAGGAGGGGUUGGGUGGGAAGGAGGGAGCGGGAAGGGCGGAACGAACCGGAGGGAUGGAUGGGGGCAAUGACAGGGAUGACAGUGAUGAUUCCAUGGUGACUCAGCCUGAGGACGAGGCCACGUGGCAGUCCCUGAUUGGGCAGUCUGCAGGGGGCGACGUGGAUAGCAGAAGGGAAGGAGAGAUGGGCGAGAGGGACUUGCCACAUGCAAGCUUGGUUGGGAGACGACGGAUCAAGAGGAGUGGGGGGGGGGAGGGCGAGAAUUCUGGGGGGGAUAUUGAAGGAGCGGGCGAGGGAGCAGGAGGAGGAGCGGGUGGCCUCCGCUUAAAUGAAGUGAGUAUGGUUUUUGUGGUUAGUGACGAGCGAAGGGGAGAUGGAGAGGAGGAAGGGCAGGAGGGGCAGAGGCGGGAGAAGGUGGAGGGACGUGAAGGGAAGGAGGCAGAGGAGGAGGAGGAGGAAGGCAGAAGACUGGAGAAAGGGGAAGACAAGGCUAGGAUUUUCGGUAGGAUGCGUAGGGCGGAUGAGCAUGUAGAGGGUGCAACGGACCUUGUGACUAGUAAUCCGGUUGACUCUGCAGUUGAGCAUGCGACUGACUCUGUAGCUGAUUUGGCGACUGGGCAUGUGACUGAUUCUGUUUCAUACUCCCAAGAGGACGGAAGAAGGGGGGGAUGGAGGGGGCCACAAGGGAAGGAGGAUUACUUGGCAACUGACCUUGCGCCUGAGAAUGUUCCGGACUCACAAGAGGCGGAACGAUGCGGGCAACACAGGACUAGGGUAGAGGAGCAGCAAGGAACAGAGGGAGGGGUGGAGGAGGAGGGGGGCAUACGGAGGAGAGAGGAGAGAAAGAACGGGGAGCCAGGGGGAAUGGGGGAGGGGGGGGAGAAGAUGGCGCAGAUGAGAAGGUACCACACAAAUAUGGCAAGGACCCGGUGCUGCAGGCAGCUGCAGAGGGGAGAGGAGUGGACGCAAGGGGAGGAAGCGAAGAGGAGGUGAGAGGAGGAGAGGGAGAUGCGAGGUGCGGAGGGGACGAUGAGGAAGGUGCAGAUGGAGGGCUCGGGAUGGGCGAGUUUGAGCCGCCUUCCUUUUCUCUCCACGUCCCAGCCUGGGAGCUCCCAGCCUCGGAGCUCCCAGCCUCGGAGCUCCCAGCCUCGGAGAUCCCAGCCUCGGAGCUCCCAGCCUCAGAGCUCCCAGCCUCGGAGAUCCCAGCCUCAGAGCUCCCAGCCUCGGAGCUCCCAGCCUCGGAGCUCCAAGCUGUGCCUGAGGCCGAGCCUGAGGCUGACUUUCUGCCGUCGCAAGGUCUGGAUGCGCCCAGCUUCUCCCUGGGGCUGGAUGGCUGGGACGGGGAGGAGACA
Closterium sp. NIES-67 is the source of this 3049-nucleotide messenger RNA. NCBI's taxonomy places the organism in Eukaryota, Viridiplantae, Streptophyta, Zygnematophyceae, Desmidiales, Closteriaceae. The record is from the annotation of a GenBank genome assembly.